AUAAUUUUCUAGUCGUCACAAAGACGCCAUGAUGGGUGUACCAAAGUCCACUGUAAACUGUAAUGGAAGGUCAAAUGAACAAUGAUCGAUUUAUCUUGUAUCUACUUGCAUGCCUUUUGCAAGUGGAUAGCUACCUCUUUGCUACGUAAUCACGAUGCGACAAGAAGGAAGCACAUGCACGCAGUAUGAUAGUUGUAAACAGAUGAAUCUUCUAAUGUCAAUUACAGUUCAGUGAAAUGGCGCCGGUAAAUUGUAAUUUAAAGGCUAAAGGGAAAUUCACGGGAAAAGGAGGCAGGGAUAAUCCAGCAAACAAGCGACACGGCGGUGCAAACAAACAGAAGAGAAAAUGGGUCCCCGAGCAUAACGUUUUUGAUGGAAGCGUUGGAGAAGGUCAGGGGUUUGCAUUCAAGAGGAAGCAGAAAGUGCAACAUGAGUACAACAAACUUCUACGAAAAGAGCGGAGGAAGACGCCUGGAGUCCAAACGCAGUACAAACAGGAUUACCCGGAGCACCUGAAACAUCUGUACAUGGCUGAAGCCGAGAAACUGAAAAACGAGACUCGGAUGAACAGAAUAAAUAGGACUAAGGGCAGGCAGGGUGGAGUGGUAGAAGCUGUAACAGAAGACCUGGGAGAGGAAACUCUCCCAGACCAGGCUACACCCUCUGACCCUGUCACGUCAGAAGACCGGACAGACUCUGCCCCUGAACCCACAAAGGACUUACAUGCCGACAGUCUCCCCAUGAGCAACCGUCAGAAGAAGAAAAUGAUGAAGAAGACCUCCUAUCAGAAGACGAAAGAAGAGUUUGAGAAGAUCAAAGAAAGGCGAUCACAAAAGAAAGAAGAAUUCUUGAAGAGUAAACAGCAGAGAGAAGAGGCCAUCCAGAAGUACAAACAGAAAAAGACAGAAACCUUUCAAAUGCUGAGCAAAAAGACAAGGAAAGGACAACCUAACCUCAAUCUACAGAUGGAGUACUUACUGCAGAAGAUACAAGGAAGUGGGAAAUGACCAGAAGAUGCAGGAAAAAGCAUGAAUCAACAGGUUUUAAAACAUGAACCAUAUUAAAAGACCAUAAACCAGA
This is a messenger RNA of Osmerus eperlanus (European smelt), 1080 nucleotides long. RefSeq names its product coiled-coil domain containing 59 (gene ccdc59). Bases 237 to 1007 code for a protein of 256 amino acids. The transcript is spliced from 4 exons. Gene Ontology annotation, cellular component: nucleus. Lineage: Eukaryota; Metazoa; Chordata; Actinopteri; Osmeriformes; Osmeridae. The record is from RefSeq and is a predicted model, not a curated record.